Heterotrigona itama is the source of this 1728-nucleotide messenger RNA. The record is from the annotation of a GenBank genome assembly. NCBI's taxonomy places the organism in Eukaryota, Metazoa, Arthropoda, Insecta, Hymenoptera, Apidae.
AUGAAAAGUGCUAGUUUUACACAAUUGAAAGUAAUAAAAUAAUAAUAAUACAAAGUUAUCUUAAUUGUGAGAUUUAUUUAAUCUUUAACACAAUUUUUCGGUCAUUGAUGGUACAUAUCAUAUUUGCUUAAUGAAAUUAAGGUUAUGUUAUUAAACAUGACUGAAAAACAAAAGGUAUUAAUGUGUGGAGAUGUAGAGGGUCAUUUUAAAUUUUUAUUUAACAAAGUUGAUGCUAUCAAUAAGAAAAGUGGACCUUUCGAUUUUUUGCUAUGCGUGGGAAAUUUUUUUGGUGAAAACAAUAUAGAGCUUGAAGACUAUAAGAAUGGCAUGAAAAGUAUAUCAGUUCCAACUUACAUUAUUGGCGCAAACAGGGACAGUGAUUUAAAUAAUUAUCCAGACAUUGAUGGUUGCGAAAUCUGUCAAAAUCUUACUUAUCUUGGAAAACGUGGAUUGUACACUGCUAGUUCUGGACUUAAAAUAGCUUACAUCAGUGGUACAGAAAGUAAUUCUUCAGAAGUAAAACCUGCGUGUUUAAGUGAAAAUGAUAUAAUGUCAAUUAAGCAGGCUUGUUUAAAAGGUCAACCUAGUUUUCGUGGAAUUGACAUUUUGAUGAGUUCUCCUUGGCCUGCUGAUGUUACAAAUUUUGAUCCUAAUAAACCAAAUUUUAAAUAUCAGGGUUCGAAAUUAAUUGCAUGGUUGGCUGCUCAAGUAAAACCAAGAUAUCAUGUCUCAGCAUUGGAAGGCAUUCAUUAUGAAAGACCUCCAUAUAGGAAUCAGAGUCUACAAGAAGGAAAUAUUGAAAUUGCAACAAGAUUUGUAGCACUUGCACCUGUGAUAAACAAUCAAAAAAAAAAAUGGUUGUAUGCAUUGAAUUUAACACCUGUUGACAGAACUCGUUUAUCUGAGUUAAUUAUGAAAACUACAGAUGAAACAGAUUCUCCAUAUCCCAAAUCAAUGCUGUCGAGUGAACCGUCACUAAAAAAAUUAGAACAACCAAAGCAUACACAGUUUUUUUAUGAUAUGGAAUCUCAAGAGUCUACUAAAAGAUCAAAAUCUUCUGGAGGUCCUAACAAAAAACCAAAACGCGAAUUCGAUCAAGCUAAGUGUUGGUUUUGUUUAUCCAGUCCUGAAGUCUCUAAGCAUUUAGUAAUAUCUGUUGGAACAGAAGUAUAUGUUGCACUUGCUAGAGGUGGACUAGUUGAGAAUCAUUUUCUAAUUCUACCGAUAACCCACCAUCAGAGUCUCUCUAUUCUACCAAAAGAAGUAAAGGAUGAAAUUGAACAGUAUAAGAAUGCAAUAACCAAAUACUAUGCCACUAUGGAUAAAGUACCUGUAUUUUUUGAACGUAAUUUCAAAACAUCUCAUUGCCAGUUGCAAGUUGUGCCUGUUCAUAAAAAUCAAGCAUCAGCUUUGAAAGAAACAUUUGAAGAAAUGGCAGAAUGUAAUAAUUUUAAUAUAACAGAAUUACCUUCACACACAGAUUUGCAGCAAAUUGCAAAACCAGGUGUUCUAUAUUUUUAUGCAGAAUUGCCAAGUACAGAAAAACUAUAUUAUAGAAUAAAAAAAGAUUUUCCACUACAGUUUGGCAGGGAAGUAUUAGCUUCAGAUAGAAUAUUAGAUCUUGAUGAUCGAGCUGAUUGGAAAGAUUGUCAAUUGGAUCAAGAGGAAGAAACUGAAUUAGCAAAACGAAUUAGAAGAGACUUCCAACCAUUUGAUUUAGAUACUUAA